Molecule: messenger RNA, 3519 nt
Organism: Musca vetustissima
Lineage: Eukaryota; Metazoa; Arthropoda; Insecta; Diptera; Muscidae
Exons: 1
Coding region: 1-3519 (1172 amino acids)
Source: RefSeq, a predicted model, not a curated record
AUGGCGCAGCAAAACGCAAAUAUUCCAUCGAGCUGCGUUCUCUGUUCCAAUCCCGAUGACGAACAUAUGGUGACAUGUUCGAGGUGCAAAAUAAAUUACCAUUUAAUUUGUUGUAACAUUGAUGAUGACCGUGGUGUAAUUAAUUGGAUGUGCCAGAAAUGUCAAGAGCAACAGCAAAAUAUGCAUCAUAACCUCAAUGUCGAAGCAACAGCUAAUGGUACCAGCACCGAACAUAUUGAUGAGACAUCAUAUUUUCAACAACCGUCAGCAAGUGGUUCUCAUCAAACGAUGCUCACAACAACUCUUCCAACGGGGUUUACAAUAAAAACACAACUACAACUUCGACAGCUCGAAGAAGAGAUGGCAUUAAGAGAAGAAUUUCUUAGGCGCAAAUAUGAGUUAUUGCAAAAUAACGGCGUGCAACAGACGAACAUUAUGGGAAAUAUUUCGCGAGAACCAGAUGAACGGUCAGCAGAUAACAAUAUUCAUACCCAAGAAUCUGAACAGCCCCAAGUAUUUCAGUGCCAACAAAAUGCAAGUAUAUCAACACAGCAUAAUUAUAGUCGCGGUAACGUAAUGUCAACGCAAGCAAGGCUAUCAGGCGUAAAUAGAGAUCAAAAUCAUAACAAUGACAUCUCAACUUUAAAUCAACCGCUGUAUCAUAGUACUCACAGAAAUAUUCUACCGCUGUAUUCAAAUGAGAGUGAUGUACAUCGCCAUCAAGUUGGUGACGGAUUGAACAUACCCCAUGCCAGUACUCUCAACAACAACAGCUAUUUGACAGAUCCAAACGUAAACAAUAACACAAGCGAUAUUAAUAUUUCAGCAACACAAUUUUUUGCUCGCCAAAGUUUUUCGAAAGAUUUGCCACAUUUUAAUGGUGACCCCCGAGAGUGGCCAAUUUUUAUAAGCGCGUUUGAACAAAGUACAAAUGCUGCAGGUUAUAGUAACGAAGAAAACCUUAUUCGGUUGCAGAAGUGUCUACACGGUAAGGCUCGUGAUGCUGUAAGAAAUUGCUUGAUGUUGCCCGACAUGGUUCCAGAUAUCAUUCGCACUCUAAAAAUGUACUUUGGUCGUCCAGAAUGCGUCCUUAAAAGUCUAAUUGACGAUAUUCGGAAAAUGAUUUUGCCAAAGGGAAAACUCGAAGCUUUGAUUGAAUUUGCUUUUGCCAUUAAAAAUAUGUGCGCUACUAUACGUGCUAGCAAAUUAGAUGAUUAUAUUAUGAACCCUACUCUACUACAGGAAUUAGUCGAAAAGCUAUCACCAGAUAUGAUGAUUCAAUGGGCAUUACACUCAAAAGAUAAGCAACGACCAACUCUAAUAGAUUUUUCGGAUUGGCUUUACAUUAUUGCGGAAGCUACAUGUAGAGUCACCGUUCCCAAUUUCGAGUUCACCAAUGACAAGAAAACGUCGAGGAAGGAAAACCGUCUCAACACACAUUUCGAACACGAGGACAAGCGUAGACUACCAGUUUGUUUUCUGUGUGAAGAUGCACACAAGUUGUCCAAAUGUUCAAAAUUUAACGAAAUGACUACCACUGAAAGAUGGGAUUUAGUUAAAUCGAAGAAUUUGUGCUGCAUUUGUCUUGGAAGACAUCGACGUAAGUGUUGGUUUCAAAGAGAGUGUGGUGUCAAUGGAUGCAUUGUACGCCACAGCCCCUUACUUCACAGCGACGACUAUCCAGGUGUAAGUACAUUAAGCACUAUUAAUAAUCAUAAAGCUUCGGGGACACAGGAUUCAUUUUUCCGAAUUGUGCCAGUAACACUUUAUAACAAUUCAAAGUCUGUAACAAUUUUUGCGCUUAUGGAUGAUGGGUCUAGUUUAACACUUUUGGAGGAGGGUGUUGCAGAUAAGUUGGGUGUAACAGGAAUCACUGAUCCACUGUGCAUGCGUUGGACUGGUGAUGUAGUACGUUUCGAAGAUGCAUCUAGAAGGUUCGAUCUGAAAAUAUCAGCCAAAAAUAGUUCUAUAAUUUACCCUCUCCAAAAUGUUCACACAGUAGAAAGUUUGAAUUUGUCACCAGAAACUUUGUUGCUAAAGGAUAUUAGACAAAAAUACCCUUACUUGGUCGAUGUACCUCUAGAGGAAUAUGAAGAUGCUGUCCCUUCCAUGAUUAUAGGUGUAAAUAACCCAAAUCUGAUUUCGUCUAUUAAGACUAGAGAAGGGAAGUGGCACCAACCAGUUGCUUCGAAAACUAGACUUGGGUGGACACUUUUUGGUGGUAAUUCAAUGGUAGCAACGUUAAAUGUGCACUCGUGUGUAUGCACUAAAGACGCGCAGCUGCACAAAGUAGUAAAACAAUUUUUUUCUGGUGAAAGUGACUGCACUGAUUUAUCGACAUAUCUGGCCGUACCACAAGAAGACGAACGAGCUCUGCGUAUCAUGAGAGAAACAUGUACAUUUAAAGAUGGACGAUACGAAGUAGGGCUACUAUGGAAAGAGGAUAAUACCGUAUUGCCUAAUAGCCUACCAACAGCAAUGAAGCGGUUAAAUUGCAUUAAGAAAAAAGCACGUCGUGAUACUAAAAUCGCCGAAGUUUUGCAGCAACAAAUAGAAGGUUUAGUAGAGAAAGGCUAUGCCGAAAAGUUGCCUUCUUAUGUUUUGGAACAAGAAAUCGGAAAGGUGUGGUAUCUUCCUACAUUUAUAGUAAAAAAUCCCCAUAAACCAAAUAAAGUCCGCUUGGUAUGGGAUGCUGCUGCCAAAACUGGAAAUGUGUCUUUAAAUGAUUUUUUGCUUAAAGGGCCAGAUCUACUUAGACCAUUAAUGCAUGUCAUAUUUAAAUUCAGAAUAGGAGCAGUUGCGGUCUGCGGAGACAUAGCGGAAAUGUUUCACCGCAUAAGAGUGAGGAAAGCGGAUGCGAGUGCUCAAAGAUUCUUGUGGUGGGAUAGUCAAAAUCCGGUUCUGAUUUAUCAACUUAACGUUCUUACUUUUGGAGCAUCCUGUUCUCCGUUCAUUUCACAUUAUGUGAGAAACAAAAAUGCAGAAGCAUUCGGCCACGAAGACUCCAAAGUUAUCGAAGCCAUAACCAAGCAACAUUAUGUUGAUGACUUCAUAGAUUCCACCGAUACUGUCGCGGAGGCCAUUGAAUUAUCUCAAAAGGUUAAAGAAGUACAUGCUUGUGGAGGAUUUGUUAUGAGGAAUUGGUUAUCCAACUCGGAUGAGGUUUUACAGGCCCUCGGAGAAGUCCAAACUGUUAUGAAUAAAAAUUUUGAAUGCAACGAAAACAUCAAUCAGUAUGAAAAGGUUCUCGGUCUCUAUUGGGAUUCGAAAUCAGAUACCUUUAAAAUAAAUUUGAAAUUCGUAAGAAUCAAACGUCCAAUAUUCGUUGAAGAUAUUAUUCCAACAAAGAGGGAAGUACUGCAAGUUUUAAUGUCGGUUUUCGAUCCAUUAGGUUUCGUAGCCUGUUUUAUGUCGUAUCUGAAAACCAUAUUACAACAUAUCUGGAGGAGUGGAAUUGAAUGGGACGAAGCACUUAACAAUGAUCUAUACACUGAGCGGUUAUUGGGACGAGGCUUGUAA